Molecule: messenger RNA, 327 nt
Organism: Trypanosoma theileri
Lineage: Eukaryota; Euglenozoa; Kinetoplastea; Trypanosomatida; Trypanosomatidae
Exons: 1
Coding region: 1-327 (108 amino acids)
Source: RefSeq, a predicted model, not a curated record
AUGGGAAAAAAUUUUCCCGCGUGCGGUCGUCGAAUGGUUCGGCGAUAUCUCCUUCAAAUGGCCCGCAAUUCCUUCAAUAAAUACGGAUUCGCUCUUCUGGCCAAACCCACCUUUCCCGAGCCGGCAGUUGGAGUUCUUGUGUCCCACUGGAAUCCCAAUUUUUUGGGAAUUUCUAGUACGCCAUUGGCGCCUCGUCCUCUUUGCCAUGGGUUUUGUGAUAAACCAAUGGCUUUUGUAGGGGUGUUUUGGUUAUUCCAACAUUUCUGUUCUGCUCCAUUUGUUUUGGGGCGCUCCUGCUCCAUUUGUUGUAAUAAUUCCAACGCCUGA